This is a messenger RNA of Salvelinus fontinalis (brook trout), 452 nucleotides long. Its product is annotated as transmembrane protease serine 13-like. Lineage: Eukaryota; Metazoa; Chordata; Actinopteri; Salmoniformes; Salmonidae. Gene Ontology annotation, biological process: proteolysis. Gene Ontology annotation, molecular function: serine-type endopeptidase activity. The record is from RefSeq and is a predicted model, not a curated record. The transcript has 3 exons. The coding region runs from base 78 to 383 and encodes 101 amino acids.
UUUGUCUACCUCUCUCUCUCUCAGGCUCUGUACCGUCUGAGCUGCGACAGGCUCAGGUGCAAGUGAUAGCCCAGUCCAUGUGUUCCCACCCAAAUGUCUAUGGCUCCUACCUCACUCCCAGGAUGCUUUGUGCUGGCACCAUGGAGGGAGGAGUGGACUCAUGCCAGGGAGACAGUGGAGGCCCGCUGGUGUGUGAGACAGGGGAGGGGGACUGGAGGCUGGCUGGGAUAGUGAGCUGGGGAGAUGGCUGUGGUCGGCCCAACAAACCAGGAGUCUACACCAGGGUCACCCAGCUGCUCCCCUGGAUGUACAAAUAUGUAGAGAUGGACACAUUUGAAGAAUCUGGAACCCCCAAAACAAUGAAUUAUACCUCUGACAGCUAGAUUUUAUGAGCAGCAAUAUGACCAAUUACAUUUCUGCAAAAUAAUAAAGUAUUAUGUAUUUUUGCUUCA